AAAAAAGAAUAAAGAAAACGUGUUUUUUUGCGUUUCAUUAACCUAUACGUUGAGCUCAAGUGACUGAUAAAUAAUCGUAUUCUGUGGUUCUGAAUUUUCUGGUAGUUCAGGCAAAUGGAACGUAUGAAAAAUUUCAAAUCUUACGAUUGGACUUCGAAUCUGUCGGCAAUGUAUAGGAAUCAUAGCCAUGCAGAUAUUACUUUAAUCUGCGAGGGUGAAAAAAUCUUGGUUCACCGCUCCGUCCUUGCUUCGCUUAGUCCGCUAUUUAGUCAGCUAUUAAUGGGUUGUGACUCUUCCGUUGAACAAGUAAUUUUUCUUGAAGGUUUUAGAUAUGCUGUUAUGGUUUGCUUAGUCAAUUUCCUUUACAAUGGGAUUGCUGAGGGUUCAUCAGAUGACUUAGUGACAGUUUCAAAGUAUGCUAAAGAACUGCAAGUGAAAGGCCUAGUAAAUUCAGGCCCCAGUACCCAGCCGUUUCAAUUGGAACUAUUAGAAAAAAGGAAGGUGGAGGAACAACUUCAGAAGCUACAAUCUGAUGAUUCUGAUUCUGAUUCAAGCUCAGAGGAGGAUGAAGACCUUCAGAUUGUCUUUGAAAAGAAUAUCCAAGAAUCAUUCCCUGUAAAGAAAAGUGAAACAGCUGAAACUAGUGACAAAAACUACCCUUCAGAACCUGUCUCUAAAAGAAAAAGAAGUAUCUCACAAAGCUGUGCAACUGCACGUAUUGAAAAAAAGAAAGUUUUGGCACCAAUCCUAGGUGCAACUGAAAUAUCUUCAAAGUCAACUCUACCGAAUAAAGUUAUCAAAUGCUCUAUUUGUAGAGAAAUAUUUGUGACCAAAGCCGAUCUUAAAAUCCAUCUUGGAAAUCAGCAUUCAGAACAGCUUACAUGCGGCAUUUGCUCAAUAUUAUUUUCAUCGCGAGUUACUUUAAAAAGACAUUUAAAGAAACAUAUAUCAUCACUGAAUGGACUUCUUGGGUCGCUAAGUACCGCCCACUGCCCAGCGUGAUAUAAUUUAAAUGUCGAAUCAUUUCUCUC
This is a messenger RNA of Daphnia carinata, 1031 nucleotides long. RefSeq names its product modifier of mdg4-like. The coding region runs from base 115 to 1002 and encodes 295 amino acids. Gene Ontology annotation, molecular function: protein binding. The record is from RefSeq and is a predicted model, not a curated record. Lineage: Eukaryota; Metazoa; Arthropoda; Branchiopoda; Diplostraca; Daphniidae. The transcript has 3 exons.